Molecule: messenger RNA, 2472 nt
Organism: Lingula anatina
Lineage: Eukaryota; Metazoa; Brachiopoda; Lingulata; Lingulida; Lingulidae
Product: tripartite motif-containing protein 59-like
Molecular function (GO): zinc ion binding
Source: RefSeq, a predicted model, not a curated record
UUUUUUACCAAAGCACGACUAAAGAGUUGACUCAGAAUGGCAACAAGUAGCCUGGACCAGACCCUAAAUACUGCGCUCACCUGCCCAGUAUGUCUGGAACUUUACGACGACCCGAGAACUCUACCAUGUCAGCAUAUCUUCUGUUUGGCAUGUCUUAGCGGCAUUAUGAGGGGGGACAGGUCAGUUUGUUGUCCAAUUUGUAGAGAGAUAGUCAAAGUGGGACCCAGGGGUACAGCUAGCUUGCCAAGAAGUUUUCUGGCGGCGGGGCUCGUUGGGGACCUUAUAGAGCGUCCUGUAAGUCACGCCGCAUCAGGGCAUGUCCAAGAGGAUCAAAGGGAGAUAAAGCGAUGCCAAGAGCACCCUACGGAAGAGAUUGUUCUGUUUUGUAGAGAAGAAAGCACCCCGAUUUGUUUAAAGUGUUUGGCACAAGGACACGAAAAUCAUAGAUUUACAACAGUAAAAGAAGUUGCUGCUGAGAGGCGCAUUUCUCUUGACAACUGUCUUUCAGAUAUAUCGCCAUUGGCCAUAGCUUAUGACAAAGCACACGAAGAGCUCGAGGACAUUAUAAGCACGUGCCAAAAUGAAAAAGAUUCCAUAAGCCAACAAAUCACCAACAAAGUUGAAAGUUUGUGUAGUUUAAUUAGGAAACAAGGAGACGAUUUGCUAAAGAACGUUGAUGAAAUAUAUGCAGAUGAAAUGGAGCCGUUUUUCACCGGAAGAGAAUUGAUCAAUAGAAUCCGUGACCGUAUUGGAAACGCACGUCAAAGCGGGGAGGACUCAAUUGAAAAUGACUCAGAUUUAGACUUUAUUGAACAUCAACCUCAACUAUUUAGUGACCUCAUAAAACUAAAAAAGGAAACAAUCUUGCCUCCAUCAACUGCCAAAGGAUUUAAAGUUACUUUCGUGCCAAAAGUUGUGAGGAGUUUCGAUUUGGAACCGAGAACCGCUGGGUUAAGACGAAAGGUUUCGCCCAAGAAAACCUAUACAACAACGAACCUGGAAAAUGAAAGUAAUAAUCUAACAGGUAAACUUGUUCUCAGUAAGCCGUCCUCUUUAAAAACUUGGAUGGAUAGUGCUUCACAUGCAGUCCCAUUUGUUCGGGUACGAAAACCACAUAGCAUAGCUGAAAUGCUAGAUAUACUCGGCGACAAGGGGAAUUUACAACCAUUAGCAAAUGAAGACAUUGCGUCUACCUCAGCCAUCGCUAUGCGACGAUCGCAAAGCGCUUCCGCCUUACUCACCGAGCAAGACAGUGAGCAUUACGACGCUACAGAAAGACGAACCAGUCAAAUGCCAAUCGAUGAAUUUUUAGCCGCUUAUAUUCAUACAAGGGAUAUCAGCGUCGGGUUCUCACAAACACCAAAUGCUCCAGAGUCAGAUGAAUCAUGGUCAGAUGGAUAAGAAUUUUGUACAUUCCAGUAAAUAAUUAAUAUCUGAAGAGCUGAUUCUGAUUUUAGAGCCAAUGCAUUAGCCACAAGCAAAUUUUGCUGAGGUGGUUUAGUGGGUAGGGGACAAGGACGAUUUUCUUCCUCGCUUUGCUUGACAGAUACAAGGUAUACAUGUAUCAAAUAGUUGAAGAGAGCAAUUAUUAAUUGCAUGUAUUUCAUAUUCAGAGUUGACAUUUAAUGGAAUAUUUUUUCCAAAUCAUUUUUCUUUUAUUUUUUUCCCUACUUUUCCGACUUAUGAGCGAAAACAAGGGUUUACUUGAUUUUUUUCAAUGUCAGUGAAAUUGGCAGGGAAAUUUGCAUUUUGGUCAGAGAAAACUGAAUUUCAAAAAAAAAAAAAAAAAAAAAUCAGGGAAAAGUCAGGAAGAAAUAAAAUUUUAGGAAGAUUUUCAUAUUUUCUAGGGCUAUGGCAGUCUUCCAGUAUAAAUUAGCUAUACUCUCUGACUUAAUUUAUCAGUAAGAUUUUAUCUAUGUUAAACUUUGAUAUAUGAAUGUUUGUUCAUUGUUGUAAAUCAUGAUAAGAAUUGGUUUAAAUAAGAUAAUUAAACAAUUAUGAGUGAAUAGGACGGUUGUAAGGGAUGUGAAGGCAGAAAAACUAUGUGGUAUUGGUCAAUGAAAAACAGGAUUUGGUCAGUGAUAAGUCAAUGAAAAAUCAGGGAAUUUUAAGAAUGACGUGAUUUCUUCUUAAGUCAACUGCUAAUAUUUAGAUAGUUUUUACCUCCAAAAUUCGAUGUCUAGCAGGACAUCUUUUUCAGGGAACUAUCUCAAUAUUAUCUGUUGACUGAAGAAAAAUAUCACAUCAUUCUUAUAACAUAACACAGCUGAUGAAAUUCUUCUCUGUCGGGGAAUUUUAUUUGCUCAACUAACUGGCAACCCUGUAGUAGCAUGGAAGGAAAGUCGAAAGAUAUAAUGAAUUCUGAUUAGAAUAGAUUUGAUGAUAUUAUAUACAUACAUGUAUUCUGGUGAGAUAAGAUACUUUGUAUGAACAAAUCAUAAAAGAUGCAUUAAAGCAGGUCAAUGUCAAACA